Messenger RNA from Tribolium castaneum (red flour beetle), 1018 nucleotides. It is a transcript of the gene TBCC, whose product is annotated as Tubulin-binding cofactor C. Gene Ontology annotation, molecular function: tubulin binding. NCBI's taxonomy places the organism in Eukaryota, Metazoa, Arthropoda, Insecta, Coleoptera, Tenebrionidae. Bases 22 to 993 code for a protein of 323 amino acids. The record is from RefSeq and is a predicted model, not a curated record. Gene Ontology annotation, biological process: tubulin complex assembly; post-chaperonin tubulin folding pathway. The transcript has a single exon. Gene Ontology annotation, cellular component: cytoplasm.
UCGAAAAUAGAGUCAAAAAACAUGCAAGUGAUGGAGGGUAGUGUGGAUAAAAUCAGUUUAAUAGCACAGAGAGACUAUGACCGAAAAUUAGGUUUACAAAAACAAAAAGAAACUAAAGAGAGCCAAUCUGCCGAUACCGAAAAACUGGCAUAUUUCAACGAAACGUUCAGUAACAAGCGUCAACAAAUCGAAAAUUUCCUCACCCAAUCAAGUGAUUUGGACAAAGCAGCGCUUCCCCAGCACUUUGACACAAUUUCGAAAGAAAUCCUACUCUUGCAAAAAUACGUCGCUAAUUCUAACAUAUUUUUACGUUCUUACGACAUCAAAAAAUGUCACGAAUCUUUACAAGAACUUACCAAUAAAUUAAAACAACUGGAGGAGAAUCUUUUGCCCAAGAAAAAGUUCGGGUUUAAAAACAAACAAAACGUGAAACCUGUGGAAACAAAAAAAGAAAAGGAUGAAGUGGAUUUCCAUAAAGUCGCGAUUGUGGCAAAAGAAUGCGGUUUUGCGAACAAAACUGGAGAAACUCUAACUAUGAAAAAUGAGAUUUUCAAGAAAGACAUAACAGUAGAAAAGUUGGAAAACUGUACCGUUAAAUUGUUCGGUUCGCCGUCCACUCUCCACCUCAACCAGUUGAAAAAUUGCCGCGUUUUCACAGGCCCCGUUUCAACCUCAAUUUUUGCAGAAAACUGCACAAAUUGCACUCUUGUGAUAGCGUGUCAACAGUUAAGAUUGCAUUCUUCGAGUGAUGUCGAUAUUUAUUUGCAUGUAACAAGUAGAGCAAUUAUGGAAGAUUGUCACGAUAUAUUUCUAGCACCGUAUAACUGGGACUAUGAUAAUCUCGAGUCUGAUUUUAAAAAUUCAGGGUUGGAUCGAAACACAAAUAAUUGGAAAUGUGUUGAUGAUUUCAACUGGUUGAAUGUUGAAAGACAAUCUCCAAAUUGGUCGUUGUUAGAUGAAGGGAAACUUGUAAAAAAUUGGGAUAAUUCAUAACGUAGUAAUAAAAAUUCGUAGUUUA